CGUGACCCCGCCCCUCUCCUUCUUCCUGCGCGAGCUGCGCCGUUUCCCCCCGUUCCGUUUUCACCGCCUUUAAAACUCGCGUGCGUCACUAACGGCGGCACGAGGGAGAACCGGAGGCCGUGAUCGCGUCGGGCGGGAGGAGGAUGCGUCGACGGCCUCGAUGUGGCGACAUGGCACCAUCUCCAUGGCGACCAACUGGGUGCUGUUUUUGACCUCUUGACCUCUGACCAUCUUCUGAAGAUGGCCUCGCAGAGGAGGCACCUGAUCAGAGAGUUUAACCGCUAUAUCACCUGCUCCGUGUGCCGGGGCUACCUGAUCAAACCCACCGCCGUCACAGAGUGCCUCCACACCUUCUGUAAGAGCUGCAUCGUCCAACACUUUGAGGAGAGUAACGACUGUCCUGAAUGCGGCAUUCAAGUCCAUGAAACCAAUCCUCUAGAGAUGCUGAGGUUGGAUAAAACCCUGGAGGAAAUCAUCUUUAAGUUGGUGCCUGGUCUGAGAGAGAAGGAGGAACAACAAGAAAUGGAUUUCUGGAGGAAAAAUGAAGCCAGAUCUAAUAGGGAAGAAGGUCCCAGGGCCAAACGCUCUCGUGUAUGUGAGGAAGAGGAUGACAGAGAGGAAGGUGAGGGAGGUGAUUAUCACAGAAAUGACCCUCAGAUCGCUAUCUGCCUCGACUGCCUGAGGAGCAACGGCCAAUCAGGAGAGAGCACAGUGAAGGGUCUGAUGAAGAAAUUUAUCCGCUGCUCUACUCGUGUCACCGUCGGUACCAUUAAGAAGUUUCUUUGUGUGAAGCUGAAGCUACCGAGUUCAUAUGAGCUGGACGUCCUGUGUAACGGGGAGAUCAUGGGGAAAGACCACACCCUGGAAUUCAUCUACCGAACCCGCUGGAGACUACAGGGCGACACAGAGUACCCCAUGGUCCUUGAGUAUCGUCCUCGAAUAGACUUCGGCUAGAACCCGAACCGAGCUGCAGCGAUGGACAGAGAAAUAGAGAAAGAAAGAGAGAUCAGAACGACCACUUCGCUUCUCUUCCUCGAUGUCCUCGUCAUUCAUCCAUCCUGAUCAGUUAUUCCUGAGUGACAGGUCCUGGCUCCGCCCUUGACAUGCCUCUCCAUGGUGGAAAAAACAACAUGAAGCACUUCAGACAUGCACUUCUGCUGCGUUUAGAAAAAAAACGAGUAUGUGUCACCAGCGUCUUCCUUUUUUAUAUUGCUGAAGACGAAGGAAAGGGUUUGAUAACAUAAAAUGAGUAAAUGUGCCUCUUUUGUAUGUACACACACACACACACACACACACACAUGCACUGGAACAACAGUAAACACUUUAAAAUGCAUUCAGUGGAAAGAAAGAUGGUGGCCAUAUUAUUUUGAAACUUUUUUUUAACAUGUCUGAUACUGCUUAUGAAUAGAAUGGAGCUGAAACAUCCUGGUUAACAUACUGGUCAUCAGAGUCAUGCUAACUGGUUUCAGUAAGCGACUGGUUUCUGAUAGCGUCCAUUCAUUGUUGUGAAUCAGUGUGUUAGCAUGCCCAGGUUGUCAUUUUAGUUCUAUGAUUUUUCUAUGAUUAUUAUUAUUUCUUUUUUAUGAUUGUCAUGUCUGAUAUUUAUAAAGCCGCUCUGAUUUUAUAUGUAAAGUUUGUCUGAAAUCACAGACUCUUAGUGUUACUCUAUACAGUAGAUAGCCAGCUGUGUAGUGUAGUGUGUGACUGUAGUGCAUUGUGUGUGUUUUUAGACACAGCCACACACACCCACACACACACACACACACACACACACACACACACACACACACACAAACACACACAUAAACACAAUCUGUUUGUUAAAUAAAUUGGCAUCUAGUGUCCGUAAUUACAUCAUCAUCACCAUUUUCAUCAUCACAUCAUCUUCAUCAUAUUUUUUUUCAUCACAACCAAUUUUGUCAUCAUCACAUCAUUACCGUCUUUUCCAUAAUCACCAUCUUCAUCACAAUCAUCACCUCCUUCUCCAUUAUCAUCUUUGUUACCUUUUUCUUCGUCACCAUCUUCUUCAUCAGUGUGUAAUGUUUCAUUAAGACUGACCAGCAGAGGAAUUGGGAUGAAAAGUGAAAAAUAAAAACCGCUGUAUUUUUGUAGCUCAGAGACUAAAGUGUGUAGAGUGCUGAUGAUGAAGCUGGAUGUUUUUAAUAAUCUGAGAUGCUGCUGCUGUUUCGAGUUGUGUGUGAAUCUAUUUUAAGGUAUGAUCCUGCCGCCCUCCGCCUUGCCCCUGCCCAUGACUGCUGAACCUGACUCCAUGUCUUUACUGCUUGUAAACGAUGUCACCUGAUUGUUCCUCUUUAACUAAAAUAAUAAGCUUCAACA
Messenger RNA from Clarias gariepinus (North African catfish), 2337 nucleotides. It is a transcript of the gene pcgf5a, whose product is annotated as polycomb group ring finger 5a. The record is from RefSeq and is a predicted model, not a curated record. The transcript has 9 exons. Lineage: Eukaryota; Metazoa; Chordata; Actinopteri; Siluriformes; Clariidae. Gene Ontology annotation, biological process: regulation of transcription by RNA polymerase II. Gene Ontology annotation, cellular component: PRC1 complex. Bases 241 to 954 code for a protein of 237 amino acids.